UCUCAAAUGGCCCUCUCGUUUUCGUUCCCGCCACAAACACCUCCUCUCCCUCUCUUUCUCUGAGAACUAUAAAUUAAAUAUUUUGCCGCUAAUUUACUGUCGUCCUUUCGAAAGCUCAGACCUAAAACAUGACGAAGCCUCCGAAAGUCGCCGGAGAAACAAAACCCAGUGGAGCGGCGGAGAAGCCAGACGAUCUCGAAAUCACAUCCAUCGGCUCCCUCUACACCGGACCUUGGGACAAGAAGUACUGGAGCUCCUCCCGGGGGAAAGAUCGGUAUCCGUAUCCGGUUGGGUAUCAGGCGGUUCGAGCUCACAAUGGGAGCACAUAUAAGAUGGAGAUUCAAGAAGGUCCUAAAGGACCUUUAUUUUCGAUUAUUUGUGCUGAUGGACAAUCCUGUUCUGGGCAAACCCCAGAUAUGGCAUGGGAGAAAUUUCAGAAGAAAUUUUUUCCCCGGUUGAAGAUUUGGCAUGGGAAGAGGUUUUCGUGCAAGAUUGAUGGUGUGGAGUUUUUUGGCUUCAAAAAUCCAUUUGUCCAGAGGUUACUUCGGGAGAUGGCAGCAAAUGUUAAUGGAACUGCAGAAAGGAGUUUGUUACCUUUGAGCUUCUGUAACAGGGCCUCUGGAACAGAUGUUGAUAAUCAUUCCCCAGAGCCAUGUUCAUUCGUGGCAUCACCACGAAUCACAGGGAAGCGAAGUAGGAGACGUGAACUUGUAAAUUCGAAGUCAUUCAGUUCGGCUAGCAUUAAAAGAAGCAGACCUGAAUAUCUGGCAUCUGUAGCUGAGGCUUCAAAAGGGAAGAAGAGAUAUCAUAAUAAUGGGAAGAAUGCUGUGAAUGAAGAUGACAUUUGUAAAUAUCAGAAGGUACUGCCACCAUUACCUGCUCAUCAAGAAGAGAGUGAGUUUUCAGCCAAAGAUAGUUUGCCAUUAGAUUCUGCUGGCGUCUCCAAUCAUCUCAGGAAGGAUGCUGAUCAUGAAGACACAAGGCUUUUUACGAGUUCUGGAAAUUGUAAAUCUACUGGGGUAGCCAGCAACUUGUCUGCAAAUGAAGAUAAACCUCUUGAUAGGUCUCAAGAUGCGAAUCCAAUGGAACUAGAAGAGAAAAAUGUAGAUGCUACAGUGCCAAAAGAUUCCGAAGGUCUUACUGAUGUUGGCCUUUAUGCUCCAGAUACCUUUGAUUUAACACAGGAUAAGACUUCUGAUUCUGCUCCAACUAUCCAGGAUAGAAGUGCCUUGAAGGUGGUCAUUCCUGAAGGGUUGCUGACAGAAUCACAUCAAAAAGUCUCGCCACCAUUAGUGCAUUUAGUACCUGCUCAUCACGAAGAGAGUGAUUUUUCAGCCAAAGAUAGUUUGCCACUGGAUUCUGUUUGCUUCUCCAAUCAUCUCAGGAAGGAUUCUGCCCAUGAAGAAGCAAGGCUUUUGGUUGGUUCUGGAAGUUGUAAAUCUGUGUUAGCCAGCAACUUGCCUGUAGAUGAAGAAAAACCUUGUGACAGGUCUCAAGAUUUCAACCUGAUGGCACCAGAAGAUAAAAAUAUGGAUUCUACAAUACCAAAAGAUUCCGAAGCUCUUACUGAUCUUUGUGCUCCUGAUACCUUAGAUUUUACACAGGAUAAUACUUCUGAAUCUGCUUCAACCAUCCAGUAUAGAAGUGCCUUGAAUGUGGUCAUUUCUGAAGGUUUGGUGACUGAAUCACACCCAGAACAAGAAACAGACGCUUCUAAACCAAAUGCAAGUUCUGAAAUUAAUGAUUUUGAUUCAGUUGGAGAAGAAAUGGCCAAGUCAAUGAUGACAUUUCUUCUUCCGCAAGCUAUUCCUUUGCUGAAGAAGGGUUCGAGAAAGGAAAAGGGUACUGUUAGCCCUUCAGAAAUUCUGCCUUGUAUGCUGAAAUCUCAAGAGGAAAUUAAUGAAACCAGUGCUCCAUCCACUGGUGCAAUGCUUGCUGCAACUAAAGAUGCUGAGGAAGAAGGGAUGUAUACCCAAAAUAGCGAUCUUGGUUCAAUUGUUCCAAUAAGGUCUAUUGUUCCUGACAGUUUAGAGGGUGAUCAAUAUGGUGACCGUGUAGUCAACCACAAUAUAUGUUCCACUGAUAAGGCUGAAGCUGAUGAAGAUAGUUCUGACGAUGCAUGCCUUCUCAACAGUUAUAAGCAAGUUGUUUCUGUUAAUAAGCAUAACAAAUCAUUAGAUGAUCAUCUUGAGAUCAAUGGAAGCAAAUAUAUCAUGGAUUCUACUGGGAGGCUUGAGGAAUGUGACACAUACAUAUCUGGGUCUCUUUCAGUUUGUACAUCUCCUCAUAACAGAGUCGUUUCUGAAGAAAUCAGGGAUGAAUUUGCUAAUAGGGAUGGAUGCUCACUUGGUGUUAUCCAAUCUAAGCAAAGCAAAGAAACUUCAGAUAAUCUCCCUGAAGCGAUAGAUGUAAUUGAUGAUAACCAAAGAGGCAUGUUGAAUUCUUCAAAAACAUCAGAGAAUGAAAAUGCUGAUAAGAGAACUGUUGCAGAAAUUGGAAAUGAGUCGUUUACUAAAGUUUCGAACUUAGUAUAUACCAGGAGGAAAGUUCACAAAGGAAAUUACAGUGCUCCGUUCUCAGAGAGUAUAGUAUGCAGAAAUAAUGGUGAUAUUUGUGUGCCUGAAUCAUACCCUUCCACAGAGACUUUGCUUGCGUUGGAGACUUUGCAAAUGGGUUCUUCUGAUGACACUUCAAAUAAGAGAGAUUCAUUCUGUGCUGAAGCCAAGAUUGGGGGACAUUCCAGUUGUUUGAAUGCAGAGAAACCUUCCACGAUAUCUAAGGGUCCCAUAAACAGUAGUGUUCCUGCUGUAUUACAAGAUCAAGCAUUAGCUGGUGCCUCUGGAGAAAAUGAUACUUCGUACUCACUUGAUUUGCCUGUUUCACGUGUAGAAAACCAUGUUGACAAGGAUGUGGUUGAACAUGAGAACCUCCUCGAGUUAAACAACUCUGAAACAUCUCAGAAACAGGGGAUGAGCAUCAUUCAUGAUCCCAAUAGUAUUCCACAUCAUUCAGACUCGAAGUCUCACAGUAUGGAAUUUAAUAAGGAACUAGUGGGCAAUCUUGAGUUUGUGGGAUGUUAUUCCCAUCAAAGUCCUGUUUUGUCAGCGUUGUUGAGUGCAAAGGGGACUGAAACUUACGUUUGUGUUUUAUGUGGCCAUCUGGUUGACAAGGACAGAAGCCUAUUCAUCUACAAGAUACAAAUCGAGGGACCAAGUGUUGGAUGCCCUUCUUUUGUUGGUCACACAUCCGUAACAUGGCCCAUGCGAAAAGACUACUUUGGUAAAAUUUCUUUGGAAAGAUCCAGUUUGCAAUUCACUCCAGAUGGGCGAUGUCUUGUUUUACUUGACAGCAUUAAAACACCUUACUGCAGGCAGGGGAGUAUCAAUUGUUCAUGCUCCACAUGUACGUCAAACUGCUCAGAGGAGAAUACAGUGAAGAUUGUGGAAGUAAAACUUGGUUAUGUUUCAGUGGUGGCAAGAUUGAAAGCAGUAGACAGUUUAGAAUGUAUAUUGGUUUGUAAACCCAACUAUAUUGUUGCUGUUGGAGAAAGUGGGAGACUGCAUCUGUGGGUUAUGAACUCAAUGUGGAGUGCACAGAUAGAUAAUUAUGUUCUGCCAGCUGAAGAUUGCAUCUCCCCUGGAAUAGUGGAGUUGAAGAGAACUCCAAAUUGUACUCGUAUAGUUGUUGGCCAUAAUGGUUGUGGUGAAUUCAGUUUAUGGGAUAUUUCUAAACGCAUCCUCGUGUCAACGUUCUCUGCAUCAAGCACUUCAGUCUGUCAAUUCAUUCCCGUCAGUUUGUUUACUUGGCAAAUACAGUGCCCUGUUUCCGGCUACUCUGAUAUAGAAGAACACCUCAAGCAAAUGAUGCCUGCCACAUGUGAUGGCCAAUUUUCCUUGGAGGGGGAAGACCUUGCUGUCUGGCUUCUUGUCUCAUCAUCCUCUGAUUUUGAUAGUCAAGACUAUAUGUCCGGUGAUUGCGACUUAAACCCAGUGGGAAGGUGGAGGCUUGCUCUAAUGGUGAAAAAUACGAUGAUCUUCGGAAGUACAUUGGAUCCAAGAGCUGCUGUUGUUGGUGCAUCGGCUGGUCAAGGGAUCUGUGGUACUAGUGAUGGACUUGUGUAUACGUGGGAGUUAUCAACAGGAACUAAAAUCGGCGAUAUGCAUCAGUUUAACGGCGGCAGAGUUUCGUGUAUUGCUACCGAUGACUCGAGGUCGGGUGCUGUGGCCGUAGCCUGUGACAACCGAUUGCUGGUUUACAUGCACUCUGAAAAACAAUCUGUAAACUAACAAGCAAACAAGUAAGCUUUUUGUGAUCUUACAUUUGAUGCAUGAAAGUAGUCCAGAUGUAUAUCAGCGUAUCUUACACUUUGGGAGUUCUGAACAUGAUCAUCGUAUCAAAAGUGCAUGCAUGUUCCCACUUUCUGCAUUAUAUCAGCGUAUCUUUGUUGGGCACUCUCAAGUUUUUUCGAAACCCUAGCCGGAGCAUGGACAUCGUAAUACAUGUUCGUGAAGAUGAUUGGCCGGAACAUGAUCGUCGGCGUCGGCUAAUUGGCUAAUUCAUCGAGGGUCGGCAAAGAAUGAAUCAGCAAGACCACUUGUUGCCGCCAUUGAUCAUUCGGCCAAGUUAACAACAGAGAACAGCAGUGCAGGCGGUGUUGGAAGUUAACAACAACAACAAUGCAUCUAUCAAAUAUUCCACUGCUGCCUCCCGUAGGAGUGUUAGCCUGUCUCAUUUCUUCUCAAAUAUGAAUCGGAUAUCCAAUCAUUUCGAAUUGAAUUAUUUAAAAAAUUAUCUAUAUUAAAUUAAAUUUAUUAUUUUAUUAUGCAUAAUCAAACCG
Messenger RNA from Malus domestica (apple), 4837 nucleotides. RefSeq lists its product as uncharacterized. Gene Ontology annotation, cellular component: nucleus. Gene Ontology annotation, molecular function: protein binding. Lineage: Eukaryota; Viridiplantae; Streptophyta; Magnoliopsida; Rosales; Rosaceae. Gene Ontology annotation, biological process: regulation of cell cycle. The record is from RefSeq and is a predicted model, not a curated record.